AUGGCUCAGGUCCCGGAGCGAGGGGUCCGGGACGUCCGCGACUCGUGGGGCGUCGAGGCCCUCUUCGGGGGCUUCGACAAGCCCGAGCAGGUCCACGCGCGGCUCGUCAUACCGCCCAAGGUUGCGCAGUCCAACUACGGCUACGGCGGCGGACCAAACGGCGGAAUCAACCCCCUGGAGCUGUCCUGGGACGAGCAGAGGUUCCUCGCGCAGCUCGCGAGCGAGCGCGUGAUGGUCUCCGACCGCGCGAGGGCGCACGAGCUCUCGGCGCGAGCAUCCUCCGGCAUCCGCGCGGGGGGCGUGCCGAGCUUCGUGGACGUCGCGUCACCGGCCAAGCCCGUCGUCGCCCGCGGGGUCGCCGCGUCGGCGUCCGCGGAGUUCGCGAGGCCGUCGUCCGCGGUCGCGUGGCACGAGAGGGAGCGAACGGCGGCGCGCGGCGCGUCGUCGUCGUCGUCGUCGCCCGUCGCGUCGUCGUCGUCGCCGGCGAGAUCGUCGAGGCCGAGGCCAUCCACCGCCGGCCCCCCGGCGUCGUCGUCGAGCCGCGCUUCCGGCGGAACGUUCGGAGGCCCGAUACCCUCGGCGUCGCCCAUCAGGCCCGCGCUCAAGAAGAAGCCGCGGUCGUCGUCCGCCACCGCGCGCUCGUCGUCCCAGUCACCGGCGAGGCGUUCGGUGCGUUGGGAGCCCGAGGUGACGGAAUCGGGCAUUGUCGAAACUCAAUCUCGCGUCGUCGUCGGGAACGGGAACGACCCGCGCGUCCGUCCGACCCCGGCGGGCACUCACGCGUCGCCGUCCGUCCACGCGCGCAGGAACCUCAAGUUCGGCGGACCGGGCGGCGGCGGCGGGGCGCCGGGGGGACCGCGCGCGUCCUGGCCCGGGCCCAGGGGCGGGGGCGUCGAGACCCUCUCGUACGCGAAAGCUCGCAUCCUCGGCUCCGAGAGGGCAACCGACGAUCUAGACGACGCGCGGCUCUCGAGGGACGAGCGCGAGUUUCUUAAAUCGAUGGCGAGCCAGAGGCGGAUGGUGAGCGACCGCGCGGCACUCGCGGCGUCCGUCGCGGAGCUCGGUCUGCUCCCGCGGGGAACCGCGCCGAUAACCACGCAACCGGGCUCGGACGUAUCGGAGCCAGGGUCAUCGAUGAGUGCCCGGCCGACGGGCCUGGCCGCCGGGGGACCGAAACAGGUGAGCGCGGUGGAUUACCUGCACUCCGGCGCGCCGGUGGCGCCGGUGAGGGCGUCGUGGAACCCGGACGCGUCGCCGUCGCGGGAGGAAGCUGCGUUCGAUCCCGCGAGGUCGCUUCGAGAGUCGCUGGAGAGGACGAGGCCGCGGACGGCGACGGGCGUUCCCGGGUCGAGGCGUCUAGACGAGAACGAUCCUGACCCAAACAAUCCCAACAACCCGUGGGUCGACAGGAACGCCGCGUUGCGCGCGGCGGUGCGGAACCGACUGCGCCCGUCCAGCGCGAGGUCGCAGGUGUCGUCGCUGGGCGACCUGGACCGGUUGGAACAGACGGUUGACGCGCUUCGGCGGAGUUAUCGCAGGGCGGAUCCCCCGGCGAGGGGCAGGGGCGGCGGCGGCGGGGGGGUUGGGGGCGGGGUCGGGGCGCUCGACGACGCGGCGGACGCCGCCGCGAGGAAGGUCGCGGAUCGGGAGGCGCGGGACUGGGAGUGGCAGUCGUCGUGGCAGUGGGAGUGGCAGCAGGAGCUGGACGUGGAGACGCGGGGACGACGCGCGAUGACGCCGCCAGCCCCGGCGCGGUCGCCGGCGAAGGUCCAUCCGAGCCCGGAGAAGAGACCGGCGGUUGGGACGUUCGAGCUUCAAACCUCCUCGGCGACGACCACGCCCACAAAGGCGGCUGCGACCACGCCCACAAAGGCGGCUGCGACCACGCCCACAAAGGCGGUUGCGACAACGCCCACAAAGGGUGUCGCUGCGACGCCGGUGAGGACCCCGCCGGGGGCGAGGUCAGCGGCGAAACCGCCGAGGUCGCCGGCGUUCGUCGGGUCCCCCGCGCCGACCGCCGCCGCGAGGAGGAGCCCGUUCAAGGAGCCCACGGCGGCGGCGCCCGUGGCGGUGUCGUCGCCGGCGCCCGCGGCGGCGUCGCCCGAGUCCGAGCCAGAGCCGAAGGUUAAGUUUGGCCGCCGAGCCCGAGGCGACGUCGAGGCGUCGAGGGAUCCGCGCACCGUGCCGCCGUCGCCGCCGAUGCCGUCGCCGCCGACGCUGACGGAACGGUCCCCGCCGACGGGCAGACCCGGCGCGUCGUCGUCGUCGUACGCCGAGAGGAGAGAGGCGUACAGGGAGUCGAGGGCCGCCGUCGCGCCGCCCGCGGGGGAGGUCGGCGGCGACGACGGAGGACCGGCUCGUCCAUCGGUCCCGAACAGGUUUGAUUCGGACGAUUCGGACGCUCCGUACGUCGGCGAGGACAUCGAGACGCUGCCGGACGAACUGUCGUCGGGCGGGGAGGACUCGGACAUCGAGGUUGUCGAGCUGGUGGAGAUCGACGGCGGGGCGGGGGGCGGGAACGAGGAGGCGAUGUGGAGACCGGCGAGCUCAAAGUAUGUCUGAGAGACGACGCGAGGUGUGCGGAUUUGAGUUUGUCGACGCGUUCUUUGCUCUUUUUCAAGACCUAUUUGGUAAGCACCGUCUAGGACUAAGUGUUU
This is a messenger RNA of Micromonas commoda, 2657 nucleotides long. RefSeq lists its product as hypothetical. The record is from RefSeq and is a predicted model, not a curated record. The transcript is spliced from 2 exons. Bases 1 to 2562 code for a protein of 853 amino acids. Lineage: Eukaryota; Viridiplantae; Chlorophyta; Mamiellophyceae; Mamiellales; Mamiellaceae.